CGGGCGUGACGUCGUCUUGGUGUUGUUGCUGAGGCCGCACGUGGUCGACGGAGUCCGCCUCAGACUCCGCUGUGCUCCGCGUCCACAGCACCAGCUACUGCCUUCCUCCUCGUCCCGCUCGCUAUGUCCACAUCCACGAGCUGCCCGAUUCCCGGGGGCAGAGACCGGCUGCCGGACUGCUACAGCACCACGCCGGGGGGCACGCUCUACGCAACUACCCCGGGAGGCACCAGGAUCAUCUACGACCGAAAGUUCCUGCUGGAGUGCAAGAACUCACCCAUUGCCCGGACGCCCCCCUGCUGCCUCCCUCAGAUUCCCGGAGUCACAACUCCAACAGUCCUACGCUCCAAGCUGGAGGAGCUGAAGGAGCAGAAGGAGACAGAGGAAGAGAUACCCGAUGACGCACAAUUUGAAAUGGACAUCUAAUCCAGUGCAGAUGGCUCGUAUGUGGAGUUAGAGGAAUCCCUCAUGCUGCUGCUGCCACCCUCUCUUCCUGGGGUUAUCCAAAGGCCUGCUGGCCUCAUCUAAUUUGGAAGGGAGUAACUUGGUUUAGGCCUCCCUUAAUUCUGGGGCAGCUAGACCAGGGACAGGAGCGGGCAACUUGACAAGCCCUUAGCUCUACUUUCUCUUUGGUUUGUAGGCACUCCUUUCAACCCUUAGCCCUCCAUGCUCAGGGGCUGAGGCAAGGACUGGGGGACGGAGUGUGUCACUUUCUUACUGCUUAGUAAACAUUCAAAGAAA
Molecule: messenger RNA, 741 nt
Organism: Pteropus alecto (black flying fox)
Lineage: Eukaryota; Metazoa; Chordata; Mammalia; Chiroptera; Pteropodidae
Gene: EIF4EBP3
Product: eukaryotic translation initiation factor 4E binding protein 3
Exons: 3
Coding region: 124-426 (100 amino acids)
Biological process (GO): negative regulation of translational initiation
Cellular component (GO): cytoplasm
Molecular function (GO): eukaryotic initiation factor 4E binding
Source: RefSeq, a predicted model, not a curated record